This is a messenger RNA of Pollicipes pollicipes, 1195 nucleotides long. RefSeq names its product MIP18 family protein galla-2 (gene galla-2). Gene Ontology annotation, cellular component: cytosolic [4Fe-4S] assembly targeting complex. Lineage: Eukaryota; Metazoa; Arthropoda; Thecostraca; Pollicipedomorpha; Pollicipedidae. The record is from RefSeq and is a predicted model, not a curated record. The coding region runs from base 90 to 581 and encodes 163 amino acids. The transcript is spliced from 3 exons.
UGGGCAUAACGCACGUUGCGGAUGUAUGAUUUUGGCUUGUCGCGUGAAUGAUAGGUUCUUCGCGUUGAUAUCAAGAGUUGAGCUGCACCAUGGCUGCCACAGACCGCCUGGAAAACGUCAACCCCCAGAUCUUCUGCACGGCCACUCAGAGGCCAGUGACGUCAUCAGAGCUGGACGACGAGGUGGCCGACCCGAUCGACGCCCGCGAGGUGUUUGACCUAAUCCGGGACAUCAACGACCCUGAACACCCGCUGACCCUAGAGCAGCUGAACGUGGUGGAGGAGCGGCUGGUCGAGGUGGACCCGGAGGUCGGCCGCGUCCAGGUUUACUUCACACCGACCAUCCCGCACUGCAGCAUGGCCACCCUCAUCGGCCUCUCGAUCAAGGUCAAGCUGGAGCGCUCGCUGCCGGCGCGCUUCAAGCUGGACGUGCUCAUCUCGCCCGGUUCGCACGCGUCCGAGCGCGCCGUCAACAAGCAGCUGGCCGACAAGGAGCGCGUGGCGGCCGCCACUGAGAACGGCCGCCUGCUGGAGGUGGUAAACCAGUGUCUGGUGCCGCCGUCGUCGGCCGAGGGCGCUUGAGCCGAGGCUCUCUUAGGAGCGGCCAGCUCUUGGCGCGUCGGCUUCGUGUGGCGCGUCGGCGUCGGCCUCGUGUGGCGUGACGGCGUCGGCCUCGUGUGGCGCCAGGGUGUGGGCAGACUUUCGAGCCCGGUGUGGUGGCGAGUGCCGAGCGAGCGGCGUACCAGGCACGCGGCGAAGCAGCCGUCCAUUUGCGAGCGCCGUCACUGGAACAUGCCGCUUCUCUGACGCGCCAGGCACGCGGCGAAGCAGCCGUCCAUUUGCGAGCGCCGUCACUGGAACAUGCCGCUUCUCUGACGCGUCGAUGAUGAGCUGUAGGGCAUGGUAGGACAAUGAAGAAGGGCUCUGUAGGGUAUGCUAGGGCUGUAUGCGCAUGGUCGUUUGCAUGCCGUGGGCCCGUCACAUAUUUAUAAAUGCGUUUUAAGACCUAGAGUCCUGCGGCGGAUAGGCAGGUUCCGGAAAUGGCCGAAACUAUGAGAGGCCGUGAGGGCGGUUGAUUUAAUAAAAAAAAAAUGAUUGCAUGCCGUGGUGAAGCGAGUGCGCAACCACCGCCAGAUUUAACAGGUUUUGUUAUGUCCACAUGAACAUGAAUUCUCAAUAAACGUGCAAUGUAUGCA